Molecule: messenger RNA, 1002 nt
Organism: Cryptomeria japonica (Japanese cedar)
Lineage: Eukaryota; Viridiplantae; Streptophyta; Pinopsida; Cupressales; Cupressaceae
Product: 17.8 kDa class I heat shock protein
Exons: 2
Coding region: 234-722 (162 amino acids)
Biological process (GO): protein folding; protein complex oligomerization; response to hydrogen peroxide
Source: RefSeq, a predicted model, not a curated record
CCUCAUUCUAUACACCACUCGAAUGCUCCAGAAUUCCAUAAUCCCCAUCCCCCGCUAGAAGCCUCUGGUGGCUUCGGAAACAUCCAGAACUACUCUACCUACUUUUGGAACACCCUUCUUGUAACUGCAAGCGUUUUAGCAUUAUAUAUAUGUGUAAUAUCAGGUUUCUUCCAUAUCAAAUAUUUUAAGCAUCAAUCUUGUUUUGCAGAGCUUUCAUUGUCAAGUGUUGCAAAAUGUCUCUUAUUCCAAGUCUUUGGGGCAGGAGAUCCUCGCCUGUGUACGAUCCAUUUUCACUCGAUGUGUGGGAUCGUUUUCAGCUUUUUGAUCCCUCAAUAUCCAAGGACAUAGCAAAACCCUCCACGGAUUUUGCAAGGGAUGCAGCGGCCAUAGCGAAUACACAGAUCGAUUGGAAGGAAACCCCUGAUGCUCACGUUUUCAAGGCAGAUCUUCCUGGACUGAAGAAAGAGGAGGUGAAAAUAGAAGUGGAAGACGGCCGUAUUCUUCAGAUAAGUGGAGAACGCAGCAAAGAAGAGGAGCAGAAGAACGAGAAGUAUCACCGUAUUGAACGGUCGCGAGGUAGAUUCCUGAGGCGUUUCAGGCUUCCUGAGAAUGCGAAGGUGGAUGAGGUGAAAGCUGGCAUGGAAAAUGGAGUACUUACUGUGACGGUGCCGAAGCAGCCUCAGCCUCAGCCUGAAGUUAAAUCUAUUGAAAUCUCUGGCUAAAGAGAGAAAGGGAUCUUAAGUAGUCAUCCAGUUCUAUUUCAGCUUGUGAGGAUUUUCUCUUUGAGUAAUAUUUUGUAAUUUUGUGUGAGGUAUUUUGGAGGUUUCUACUGUAGACGACUCGGUGAUCAUUUGCUGGGUUGCUAGUAUGUUGUAAUUUUGUGUGGGGUAUUUUCGAGGUUUCUACUGUAGAGGACUGGGUGAUUUUUUGUCUUAAGAGCUUAAGCGGAUGUAAUUAUUGCAAUAAACUGAAUAUAAUAAUUGCAAAAUUAUAUUAAUUUAA